CCUUCAGAAAUUUGGUUUUUGCCAUGGUGUGUUCAGCCCCUACCUUUUUUUUUUCCACUCAAUGAGGAAGUAGGAGUGUGUUUACUAUUCCUGCCUGUUGUAAAAAGGACACGCUGCACGCCACUUGCAGAAGGUCAUCAAUUACUGUCAGAGAUGAAAUAAAACAAACAUACGUUAAUAUUUUUUAGCUUUGUGCCUUCGCAGGCAGAAUGAGUGUGGGCUUUAUUGGAGCGGGCCAAUUGGCCAACGCUUUGGUGAAAGGCUUCUCGGCCGCAGGCGUGAUUGCCACCCACAGAAUCACAGCCAGUUCUCCAGACACGGACCUCCCCACAGUGCAUCAGCUGCGGAAAGCAGGUGUACACUUUACCACAAGUAACAAGGAAACUGUAAGCAAAAGUGAUGUCCUCUUCCUGGCUGUGAAGCCCCACAUCAUUCCUUUUGUGCUUGAUGAGAUUGGACCAGAUAUCGAAGACCGACACCUUAUUGUGUCCUGUGCUGCAGGUGUCACUAUCAGCUCUAUAGAAAAGAAGCUGGAGCAGUAUCGCAGUUCUCCAAAAGUAAUGCGUUGCAUGACCAACACUCCAGUGGUCGUCCGUGAAGGGGCCACAGUCUAUGCCACAGGAACCCAUGCAGAAGUGGAGGAUGGAAAGCUCCUUGAACAGCUGAUGGCCAGUGUUGGCUACUGCACUGAAGUGGAAGAGGACCUGAUUGAUGCUGUCACUGGCCUGAGUGGGAGUGGCCCAGCUUAUGCAUUCACGGCUGUAGAAGCUCUUGCUGAUGGGGGAGUGAAAAUGGGCCUGCCCAGGAGACUGGCUGUACGCCUUGGAGCCCAAGCCCUGCUGGGUGCUGCUCGAAUGCUGCUGGACUCAGAGCAGCACCCCGGGCAGCUCAAGGACAAUGUGUGUUCACCAGGGGGCGCCACCAUCCACGCCCUUCACGUCAUGGAGAGUGGUGGCUUUCGAAGCCUCCUCAUAAAUGCUGUAGAGGCCUCCUGUGUGAGGACCAGGGAGCUUCAGUUUUUGGCUGACCAAGAGAAGAUCUCCCCUGCUGCAAUUAAGAAGACAACUCUGGACAAAGUGCUUCAGCAGCCAGGAGUCACUGCAGACACUGUUGGAGUCCGAUCUGGUGGGAUCAGUGUCUUCAAGAGCAAUAACCCCAGAAUCAAGAAGCAUUAACAUGUUUGUUUUUGUAUUCUUUUUCUCAGAAAGACCAACUGACUGUUACUGAACAUAUUGAUGAUGCAGUACAUGCUGUGAAUAAACCACUAAUGGCGUUGAUUAUAAUAUAAUAUAUAUAUUAUAUACACACACACAUGUUGAUAUAAACAAAGAAGAGAAUGCCAUCAAGUUUUUUUUUUUGCUUUUUGUUUUUUUAAAUAAGCAUAUUAAAAAAGUCACAUUUGGGAUGUAACCAGAUAAAAGGAAAAAAAAUGUGGCACUUCACUUUAUAAUAACACCCGUUUCCCAGGCUAUUUUCUUUUAAUUCUUAGGGGUUGCUGUCCCAUUGAAGACAUGAUCCAUGUAUCAUCACAUAAUUUUUUUCUGGUUAUAUAGUGGGGCUUUAAGAUUGAUGUCCGUAAUGAAGCCCCUUAAAUCCUACCUCUGUAAAAGCAUCAGCGAGUUUUAUUUUUUAUUUUUCUGGUAUUUUGGUUCACACAACGGUUUUAAAAUUCAUGGGAUGCUGUCUUUUAUAAAAUGAUGGAAUAAUGGCCUUUUGAAAUACUUUCAGAAUCAGAAAUAGGUUUAUUGCCAAGUUUGUUGGACACACAAGGAAUUUGUUGUGGUGAUUGGUGCAAUACAAAGAACAAAUUUAUAAUGAAAAGAGAAAAUGUACAACAUGAGGUUUUAAAGUGCCAGAUAUGAGUCUGUGCAAAGUUGACCUAGGAUGUGUUUUAUUACACUUGUAAAAACAGAAAA
Messenger RNA from Cololabis saira (Pacific saury), 1916 nucleotides. It is a transcript of the gene pycr1a, whose product is annotated as pyrroline-5-carboxylate reductase 1a. NCBI's taxonomy places the organism in Eukaryota, Metazoa, Chordata, Actinopteri, Beloniformes, Belonidae. The transcript is spliced from 7 exons. The record is from RefSeq and is a predicted model, not a curated record. Gene Ontology annotation, molecular function: pyrroline-5-carboxylate reductase activity. Bases 210 to 1175 code for a protein of 321 amino acids. Gene Ontology annotation, biological process: L-proline biosynthetic process.